This is a messenger RNA of Acanthoscelides obtectus, 369 nucleotides long. The record is from the annotation of a GenBank genome assembly. NCBI's taxonomy places the organism in Eukaryota, Metazoa, Arthropoda, Insecta, Coleoptera, Chrysomelidae.
GGUGAUCAUAAUUCGUGGUUAAUUGGAGAUAGUGGUUAUCCACAAGAGCCAUGGCUUAUGACUCCUAUUCAAGGAGUUUUGAAAAAUAGGUUUCGUUGUCUAUUGAAAGACAGGGUCUUACAUUAUGCCCCCUUCAGAGCUGUCACAACAUGUGUGUUAGGGCUAAUUUGGAUAUGGAAGAUCAAGAAGAGGAGCAAGAUGAUAAUGAUGUUCCAGAGUCGGAUGCUAUUGUAAGCAAUGUUCUUGAACAAGGGCAGGCAAGGAGAGUCAACAUAAUACAAUUGUAUUUUCAAAAUGUUAGAUAGAUAUUUCAAAUAAAAUGAAACUAAAAUUAAAAAAAAUAUUUUAUUGUGAAAAACACCAUGAAAC